GCCAGUCAGCUGGGUCGUGGUUACCGAGGCGUCUGCGCCCGCACUUGCCAAACCUCCACAGAAACCUUUCAGCGAGCGGAGAUAGGAGUUAGACAAAGUGGUCGUUCUCGCCCGACUUUAUUGUUCAAGUACUCGUGAUCGAGUGGACCAACUGCACGGAGGGCAGAGCAGUCAAGUUCAGUAUUGUUUGAUUAUCGCCAUAGCUUAAGAGCCAAUAAAACGGAAUCACAAAGCAGCAACUGGUCUCGAGAGCUUGUAUGUCUUUUUCUCUGAGAUCUUUGGAGAUACGUUAAUACCCUUGGUGUAGUUACGUUUAUUGGAAGAUUGUUUUCUGUAGAUAUGGUAUUCCCUUUCAAACAGUAUUUUGUUCAAGCUCUUUUCGUGAUGUACGUAGGUUGUGGUUUAACAUAAAUAGCGUAUCACCUUUUAUUUUAAAAAACAAAAUGGCGAGAGCAUCACUUUUGCGGAAAUUCAGACUGCGUAUUGAAUCGGAGGAUCCUCUGUACUAUGGUUUAAAGAAACUGAAGAUUAAAGGAAAGGAUCUGCAGGAGCUCCCUGAUGUUAUAUUUAGUCUUCAGGAGCUGGAGGUUUUGGAUCUAAGCCCAGAACGAGAGUCUUGUUUGGAUUAUAAACUAUAUGAAGUUCCCCGCAUCAUCGGUAGACUGGUUAACAUUCGGGUGCUGAUGCUGGACACUAACGAGUUGAAGGAACUUCCGGCGGAAAUCGCUCUCCUGCAGCAACUGGAGCGGCUGGCUCUCAGCAACAACAUGCUGACGUCACUACCGAGUGGAUUUCAGAAUUUAAAAAAUCUGAAAAGUCUCCACGCUGCCAAUAACGAUUUCCACGAAUUUCCCACACAACUGGUUAGACUUCAAAAUCUCGAAUUUCUCGAUCUCAGUGACAAUCAUAUCAAGACUCUUCCAAAAGGGAUUGGGAAAAUGACGUCACUAGAGUCGCUUCUGCUCUUCAUCAACGAGCUGACCAGACUUCCGGAAUCAUUCUGCGAUCUCGUUGAGCUUAGGUGUUUAUGGUUAGGGAACAACAGAAUUCGACAGUUGCCCAAAAGCUUCGGCAAGCUGACGAAACUCGACUGGGGGUAUCGUUACACGUCUUCUGCUUUGAACGGAAAUCCCAUGAUUCAUCCGCCAAUAGAAAUUUGUCGAAUGGGACCGGAAGCCAUUGAUCGGUACAUGACGUCAUUGGGCGGAAGUGACAGCAAGUCUCCGACCAACAAUUCGAAGAAAUCUCCGAUUUAUAAACCACCGACCAAUAAAUCUCCAACCAAUAAAUCUCCGUCCAAUGUUUCAAACAAAUCGUCGUCCACCGUGUCAAAAGGGUCAAAAGGAGGUGCUGUGAACGGAUACUGACCAAAACAUUAUUUAUUAGCCUAUUUAUGUUCACAUAUAAAGGUGCUAGAUAUACACGAGUAGAGAGAUAGAAGAAACCAAUUUGAUAAUUCAGCUUCAACACAGCAGUCAUCCAACAGAGCAAGCAUCCAACACAGCAGGCAUCCAACAGAGCAGCCGACAUCCAACACAGCAGCCAUCCAACACAGCAGUCAUCCAACAGAGCAGUCAUCCAACAGAACAGCCAUCCAACACAGCAGCCAUCCAACACAGCAGUCAUCCAACAGAACAGCCAUCCAACACAGCAGUCAUCCAACAGAACAGCCAUCCAACACAGUAGUCAUCUAACAGAACAGCCAUCCAGCACAGCAGCCAUCCAACACAGCAGUCAUCUAACAGCAGUCAUCCAACACAGCAGUCAUCCAACACAGCAGUCAUCCAACAGCAGCCAUCCAACACAGCAGUCAUCUAACAGCAGUCAUCCAACACAGCAGUCAUCCAACACAGCAGUCAUCCAACAGCAGUCAUCCAACACAGCAGUCAUCCAACAGAGCAGUCGUCCAACACAGAAGUCAUCCAACACAGCAGUCAUCCAACAGCAGUCAUCCAACACAGCAGUCAUCCAACACAGCAGUCAUCCAACAGCAGUCAUCCAACACAGCAGUUAUCAAGUAGAGCAGUCUAGCAAACAAGAACCUCAAUACAAAAUGCUACAAGCAUUUUGAAAGUUCCUCCAAUGCUUAUAUCUAAUGCUAGAACAAUUUUAAAGGAACCAUACGUUAUGUUCCAAAAUUGUAUCAUUAAUUGCUUCACAAGUAUGGGCAGUAUGGGUUCCACAUGGGUUCCAGACAGUCUCAGCUUCCGCUUAGUUCAGUUUAACAUAUGAGAUCUAACAAGUUCACAAAUCUCAGGGUUAAAUGUAAAUAGUUCUUUAGAUUAGUCAUGGAUAUCUUUCUAGUAUUAGACGUCUAUAUUCACGUGAAAGGUUCAGCUUUGAAAAAACAAAAACAAAAAAACUUCCAGAUCUUUUCAAUUUAAAUUUUUAAUAUAAAUUUAAACAUUUAUAAAUUAAACAAAACACAAACAGUGGAUUAAUGUUUGAUCAGAAAUUAGUUUUCAACGUUCAGUCGUACUUGAUACCUAUAUGUAGGCGUACGGAGAUUGUUUACUGACCUGUUGUCGGAAUGAUUUACAUUGAUGAAGCUUUCCUCUCAUUUUUUAACUGAUAAGCAGUUUAGAAAAAGGCAAAAACAAGUUAUACUCAUAAACAGAACAAUUAUUUCAGGCGCAGGGAAUUGUGCAGGCGGUCUAGACUGUAGCGAACGAGGUUUUUAAGGGGGUCGGGUCAUACUCUGGGAAAAUACAUUGAAAAAAACAUUCGCUUGAGGUAGAGGGUUUCGAGCUCCCCCCCCCCCCCCCCCCCCCCCAAUUCGCCCCCUGCACACGCGCCUGUAUUUGUGUAUAGAAAUUACACCGACAUUGUCAUAUCAGUUAUCACAAUUAUUCUGAAUAUACCGAUCGGCUAGUCACACGUAAUGUAUAUGGCAAUACUGGGGAGAAAUUUACGACUUCAAGUCACAGAGAAUAUUAAGCGAGACCGUUUACAAAUAUGACGAAUGUGCUUUCAGUCGUACACCACAAAGCAAAGCAUGUAAUAUAUACGGCAUACACAGCAUUCUGUUUAUUGCAGCGUGCUGUAUCAUGUGGAGGUGUUGAACUUUCUUUCACAAAGCGCAAGGUAUAAAAUUUAAACACAAUUUCUGCCAAGCUGAUCGGGUAAUCCAGAGGUUAUGUGUUCUAAAAGACGUAUCACAAUGUGGGAAAUGAAGGAUAUUCGAUGAGCGUUGUGGAACCCAUAAGGCUAUUUCUAGUUCCAGUCAGCGCUCCACAACUGGUGUAAGAAAGGUCGUGGUAUGUACUCUCCUGUCUGUAGGACACUGCAUAUAAAAUAUCCUUUGUUGCUAACAGAAAAGAGUAGACCACUGCGUAGCGGCAGCGAGAUCCUUUCUCAUUAUAUGUGUGGUCCGUAACAAUAUGUCCAACGUCACAUAAUCGUAAUAAAAAUGUAUUCAGUGCGUCGUUAAAUAAAACAUUCCUUACCUCCCACCGUGUGGUAAUAAAUUAUAUUAAAGUUAAAGUUUGUCUUCUUUAGAGACACCACUAGAGCGCAUUGGU
Messenger RNA from Gigantopelta aegis, 3521 nucleotides. RefSeq names its product leucine-rich repeat protein soc-2-like. The coding region runs from base 444 to 1367 and encodes 307 amino acids. The record is from RefSeq and is a predicted model, not a curated record. Gene Ontology annotation, molecular function: protein binding. Lineage: Eukaryota; Metazoa; Mollusca; Gastropoda; Neomphalida; Peltospiridae. The transcript is spliced from 2 exons.